CCGUUAAAUCUCCGCCCUUCCUGCCUUAUCACACCCACGCCUCCCCUCUAUCCCUUCCUCUCUCUCGCCAUUUCUUUCUAGUGGAUGAGAGCUUCAUUUCAGAAACCUCUUUAAUGGUUAAGCCCUCUACCAGCAUCCAUUAUUUGAAAGACGCCCUUUACCCUUCCUUCUUGCAGCUUUUUAGUCUUUUUUCUUAGAAUUGUUUUCCGCAUAUACAUAUAUAAUUUUGUCUGGUGCAAGUAUUACUGGUUCGAGCCAUAUAUACAGUGCAAUAAAGACCCUCUUUCUCUCUCUUCUUUAAUUCUUAAAGCUCCGGAGCUCUUCUGAGUUCAGCUAUCUGGUAUACUUGAAGAGAUUCCUGCUUAUUUAACCAAGCAAAAGGCUGAAAAUGGCACCUAGGAACAAUCGUGGAAAGGCUAGAGGAGAGAAGAGGAAGAAGGACGAGAAGGUUCUUCCUGUGGUUACUGAUAUCACCAUAAACCUUCCUGACGAAACUCAUGUUGUUUUGAAGGGAAUAUCAACAGACAGAAUCAUAGAUGUUCGUCGACUUUUAUCGGUGAACACUGAAACGUGCCACAUCACAAAUUUUUCGUUGUCGCAUGAGGUUAGAGGAGCGCGGUUAAAAGACACGGUCGACGUGUCAGCACUCAAGCCUUGCGUUCUCACUUUAACCAAUGAGGACCUCGAUGAGGAGCUUGCAGUGGCGCACGUUAGACGACUCCUGGACAUUGUGGCAUGCACAACGUGCUUCGGUCCAUCGGCGAGUGCGCAUGAUAAGAUCAAGUCCGAUAUCGGAAAGAAUGCGCCGGCUGCGCAGGAUAAUAAGACUUCUAAGAAAACCACCGCUAAAUCUCCAUCCUCCUCCACCAACACCACCACGAAUAAACAAUCAUCGUCACCAAAAUCAGCAUCAAAAGAUGUUCCGGUGGAUGCAGAAGAAGAAAUGAGCCACUCGUGCCCCAAGCUUGGGAGCUUUUACGAGUUCUUCUCUCUCUCGCAUCUCAGUCCUCCUCUUCAAUUUAUAAGGAAGGCAACGAAAAGACGGAUUGAUGAGAUCUCCGUGGAUGAUCAUCUUUUCUCUCUUGACGUGAAGCUAUGCAAUGGGAAGCUGGUUCAAGUUGAAGCUUGCAAAAAGGGAUUUUAUGGUGUUGGAAAGCAGAGGAUUUUAUGUAACAAUCUUGUUGAUUUGCUAAGGCAGCUUAGUCGAGCUUUUGAUAAUGCUUACGAUGAGCUCAUGAAAGCAUUUGCAGAGCGUAACAAGUUCGGGAAUCUUCCAUAUGGUUUUAGAGCAAACACGUGGCUUAUCCCUCCCGUAGCAGCACAGCUGCCAUCAGUUUGUCCUCCUCUUCCUGUUGAGGAUGAAACAUGGGGAGGAACUGGAGGUGGUCUUGGAAGAGAUGGGAAAAAGGAUUACAUACCUUGGGCCGACGAGUUUUUGUUUGUCGCAUCUAUGCCUUGCAAGACAGCUGAGGAGAGGCAGAUUCGGGACAGGAAAGCCUUCCUGCUUCACAGCCUUUUUGUCGAUGUUGCCAUUUUCAGAGCCAUUAAAACUGUGCAACAUGUAAAAUUAAAGCCAAAUUUAUUGGGUUCGGUUGCAAACAGUAAUAUUCCUUACACAGAGAGAGAUGGGGAUUUAAGCAUCAAAGUUAUGAAAGAUGCUACCAAUGCAAGCUCUAAAGUAGACACUAAAAUUGAUGGGAUUCAAGCAAAUGGAACUGAUAAGAAAAAUUCAGUAGAGAGGAACCUUCUGAAAGGGAUCACAGCUGAUGAGAACACUGCUGCUCAUGACAUUGCAACACUUGGUACUGUUAAUGUAAGAUACUGUGGUUUCAUUGCUAUUGUAAAAGCUGAGGCGAGGGAGGAAAAGAAAGCCAGUCCUCCAUCCAAAAGUAUUGACCUUGAACAGCCUGAAGGUGGUGCAAAUGCCCUUAACAUCAACAGCUUGAGACUACUACUUCACAAACCAACACCUUCAGAACACACUAAGCGGACACCAAAUUUGCAAACUUUAGAGUUUGAAGAGCUCAAUGCUUCCGAAGCAUUUGUAGAGAGAUUACUGGAAGAAAGUCUUACCAGGCUUGAAGAAGAGGUACUGAAGCAGGAUCAUUUGGUGAGAUGGGAACUUGGAGCCUGCUGGAUACAGCAUUUGCAAGACCAGAAAAAUACUGAAAAAGAUAAGAAAUCAUCCACUGAGAAGGGCAAGAAGCCUUCCACAGAAACAGAACUGAAGGUUGAGGGACUUGGGACCCCUCUUAAGUCCCUUAAGAACAAGAAAAAAUCAGAUGAAAGCAGUGUAAAAAUGCAGCCGGAGAAUUCAAGACCUGCCUCUGAUGGUUUAAGUGGGGCAGUUGAAGAUGCUACACUGGCAUCUGUGGAAUCUCACCUUGAAACUGAGGCUAAAGAGAAUGAGCUUGCACUGCAGCAGUUGUUGUCCGAUGCAGCCUUUGCUCGACUAAAAGAAUCAGACACUGGACUUCAUUGCAAGUCUCUGCAACAGCUAAUUGACUUGUCUCAGAAAUAUUACACUGAAGUUGCUCUUCCUAAACUGGUAGCAGAUUUUGGUUCUUUGGAGCUUUCACCCGUUGAUGGUCGGACUCUAACUGAUUUUAUGCAUACCAGAGGUCUUCAGAUGCGCUCUCUUGGGCGUGUUGUAAAGCUUUCUGAAAAGCUGUUGCAUGUACAGUCACUCUGCAUUCAUGAGAUGAUAGUACGAGCUUUUAAGCAUAUACUUCAGGCUGUGAUUGCUGCUGUUGUGGACCAAGAGAAAAUGGCUGUAUCAAUAGCUGCUGCAUUAAAUCUGAUGCUCGGGAUUCCUGAAACCAGAGAUUCAAUCAAGUCUUGCCAUGUCCACCCUCUUGUAUGGAGAUGGCUGGAGGUAUUUUUGAAGAAGCGGUAUGAAUGGGAUCUUAGCAGCUUAAACUUCAAAGAUGUGAGGAAAUUUGCAAUCUUGCGAGGGUUGUGCCACAAGGUGGGCAUUGAGUUGGUUCCGAGGGAUUUUGAUAUGGAUUCUCCACAUCCAUUCAGAAAAUCAGAUGUUGUCAGUCUGGUUCCACUACAUAAGCAAGCAGCAUGCUCCUCUGCAGAUGGAAGGCAACUCCUGGAAUCAUCAAAAACAGCCUUGGACAAGGGAAAACUUGAAGAUGCAGUCACCUAUGGGACAAAGGCUCUUGCAAAGCUAGUGGCAGUUUGUGGUCCCUACCAUCGAAUGACUGCAGGAGCAUACAGCCUUCUUGCUGUAGUAUUAUAUCACACUGGAGACUUCAAUCAGGCCACUAUAUAUCAGCAAAAAGCCUUGGAUAUUAAUGAAAGGGAACUAGGACUUGAUCAUCCAGACACAAUGAAAAGCUAUGGGGAUCUUGCUGUGUUCUAUUACAGACUUCAACAUACAGAGCUGGCUCUCAAGUAUGUAAAGCGUGCUUUGUAUCUCUUACAUCUCACAUGCGGUCCAUCACACCCAAACACUGCUGCAACAUACAUCAAUGUGGCUAUGAUGGAGGAAGGUCUGGGGAAUGUGCAUGUCGCCCUCAGAUAUCUUCAUAAAGCUCUAAAAUGCAACCAAAAGUUACUUGGACCAGACCAUAUUCAGACUGCUGCAAGCUACCAUGCAAUAGCAAUUGCACUCUCAUUGAUGGAAGCAUAUCCUUUGAGUGUUCAACAUGAACAAACAACCUUGCAAAUUCUCCGAGCAAAGCUGGGUCCAGAUGAUUUACGCACUCAGGAUGCUGCUGCUUGGCUUGAGUAUUUUGAAUCCAAGGCUUUUGAACAGCAAGAAGCUGUGCGAAAUGGUACUAAGAAGCCUGAUGCAUCAAUUGCUAGCAAAGGCCACCUUAGUGUGUCAGAUUUGCUGGACUAUAUUAAUCCAAGUCGUGAUGCUAAGGUGAGAGAUGUUGUUGCUGGAAAGAGAAAGAGCUAUAUCACAAAGGUAAAGGAUAAAACCCAGCCAAAUGUCAGUACGGAAAGUUCCGAUGAAUCUACAAAAGAUGCUCUUAAAGAUGCUUCAGAUGUGAAGAUACCAGUGCCUGAAGAUGAUGCUUCCCAAGAGACCAGCUCUGCCCAAGUUCAACUCCAGACACCUGCUGUGGAAGAGAAUGUGGAAAAAAAACCAAGCAUCUGGACUGAAGCCUUGCUUGAAACUCAUGCUGAAGGAGAUGAUGGAUGGCAACCAGUUCAAAGGCCAAGAUCAGCUGGCUUGUAUGGGCGACGUCUAAAGCAGCGGUGGGGGAUUGUUGGAAAAGUUUAUAGUUAUCACAAAAAGAUUGUGGAUGCUAACAUGGAUUAUGCUCCUGUCAAGAAUGCUCACCAGAAUAGUAAGUAUUACCUUUUAAAGAAACGAGCACCAUCUCAUGGAAGUUAUGGAGACCACCAAACCACCAAUCUCCCUCCAGGUGCCAAAUUUGGGAGGAGAAUGGUUAAAGCUGUAACCUACAGGGUCAAGUCUGUUCCUUCAUCUUAUAAAACUUCUACAACAGAGAAUACCAGGAUUGGCAGCAAGGCUCUUACUUCAUCAGAAUCGGCUCGAGUUUCUUCCCCUAAUGACAUUCGUCCAUCAAAGAAUUCAAUAGCGAGUCUUGGAAAAUCUCUUUCAUACAAGGAAGUAGCAUUGGCACCACCAGGUACCAUUGCUAAGUUGCAGGCGUGGUUUCCCCAAACUGAUAAUUCAGAUAACCAGGAAAUUGGUGAUGGAAAACUUGAAGAGACAAAUGAAGCAAAAGCAAUUGUUGGUUCAGUAGUAAUGGGUGUGGAAGAAAGAAGUGGAGAGAAGGAUGAGAAUUCUGAAUCAGAUUACACGGAUGAUUUGAAGAAGGAAAUAGUUGGUGUUCAUAAAAUGGAAGAACAACACUCAACUCACGUGUUGGAAGAAAAUUCCUCCCUGAUGGUGUCUCAGAGUGUGCAAGGACAUGAAUCUGGUGAUAUUGAGGUUCAUGAAAUUAUACAGAAUGGAAUGUUGAUUGACCAGAUGCCAAAUUCAAUUGAUUCCCUUCCAAAGGAACCUCAUGAGAAGGAUUCAUCUAGUGAAUUUGAUCCACAAGUUGAUCUCAACUCCACUUUGCCUGGAGCAGAGGACUUGAAGGACAAACCAUUGAUUUUGAAUUCAGGCGAUGCUCAGGGAUUACCAAAUAAGAAAUUGUCUGCUUCUGCAGCUCCUUUCAACCCAUCAACAUCCAUUGGACGUGCUCCACCAGUUGCCAUCAACAUCCCUCUUCCUUCUGCUCCUGGUGCUGUUCCAGCUGUUGCACCUUGGCCUGUAAACAUGACUCUUCACCCUGGACCUGCAACUGUCAUACGCCCCAUUAAUCCAAUGUCCUCCCCACACCAUCCAUACCCAUACCCCUCACAACCACCAACCCCAAACAUGAUACAGCCAUUGCCCUUUAUGUAUCCUCCUUACAGUCAAGCAGUACCAACUAGUACAUUUCCUGUUACUAGCAGCGCCUUCCAUCCUAAUCAUUUCUCCUGGCAGUGCAAUGCGAGCCCCAAUAUGUCAGAGUUUAUUCCUACCACAGUAUGGCCUGGCUGCCUUGCAGUGGAGUUAUCUGUCCUGCCACCUGUUGUUGAGCCAAUUGCUGAUCCUCUAUUGGAGCCUAAAGCACAAUUUGAAAAUUCUGAAAGCCCAAGUCCACCUCCAAUUCUGUCAGUGGUCAUUGACAACAUAGGAGAAGCAAACGAAGAAGCAAACCUUCAAGCAUCAGACAUAAAUGACAAUGUGAAGGAAUUGACUGGGGCUGGGUUGGAAAAUAUAAAGGAAAAUGGCCAUUCAAAUCCAUCCUUCCUUCAAGCAUCAGACAGAAAUGACAAUGUGAAGGAAUUGACUGGGGCUGGGUUGGAAAAUAUAAAGGAAAAUGGUCAUUCAAAUCCAUCCAAAGCUGAAAUUUAUAGGAAUGAUUCGAGUCAGGAAAAAGGCUCACAAGAAAAUGUCACUAGCAGUAUUGACCAGCAGAUUAAUGAGGAGAAAACCUUCAGCAUUUUGUUAAGGGGAAAGAGAAACCGGAAGCAGACUCUGAGAAUGCCAAUGAGCUUGCUUAGUCGACCAUAUGGCUCACAGUCUUUUAAAGUUAUAUAUAACAGAGUGGUAAGAGGCAGUGAAUCUCCCAAAUCUACAAGCUUUGCUGCAGGUGAAGGUUGUACAACUAGUGCUACAUGAUCCUAGGUUCUGCUGUUCUUUCCAAUCAAGCGAUUCCAUAUAAGCAGGAUUGUGUGGAGAAAACUGGAAGAUAAUAUCUUUAUUGGAUCAUAUGCGUGAGGGGCACAAGUAUCUUGAGUAUAUUCUGGCUUUCAUGGUCACAGCACCUUCUGCAAAUUUAAAGUUCUCCAUUUGACUUGGUUUGUGCCUGUGCAAUUGGAUAGUGGAUACACAGUAACAGAUGCUUCCAUUUUGUUGCUCCAGGUUUACAGUAGGAAGUCUACCAUUUGAAUCUUCAGCACAUGUUUCGUCAAGUUGAAAAUCUUGGCUGAAAAUGCAGAAAAGCUGACGGUCUCUCCAGCUUGGCAGACGCAAUUAUCCAGCCACAAACCGUAUCCUUAGCAUCCAGCCACCACACUGGGCACACAAGGAACAGCUUGUAAAAUAGAUUCAACACUCAGGUUCUGACUAGGUCCAAGAUUGAACCAGAAUGCAGCUGAACAUGGCUUUCUGGCCUUGUCAAAAAAGAUAAUUGGUGCAUGUCUGAGUACUUCUACCAUUACUUUCAGAUGCAAAAUCUUUCAUCAACCAGUUACCCUGUUUCACCAAAUUACUCUUGAAAUUUCUAGUAAUAUGGCCAAGGACGUAGACAUAAUACGCGUGUAAAGUUUUAAGGAAGCAGAGACUCAAUUGAAAGAAAGGAAAAUGCAGAUUCUUUUAAAAUGGUA
This is a messenger RNA of Populus nigra (black poplar), 6849 nucleotides long. RefSeq names its product protein REDUCED CHLOROPLAST COVERAGE 1-like. Gene Ontology annotation, molecular function: protein binding. Gene Ontology annotation, cellular component: cytoplasm. Gene Ontology annotation, biological process: organelle organization. Bases 389 to 6142 code for a protein of 1917 amino acids. Lineage: Eukaryota; Viridiplantae; Streptophyta; Magnoliopsida; Malpighiales; Salicaceae. The transcript has 27 exons. The record is from RefSeq and is a predicted model, not a curated record.